This is a messenger RNA of Erigeron canadensis, 2225 nucleotides long. Its product is annotated as polyadenylate-binding protein-interacting protein 7-like. NCBI's taxonomy places the organism in Eukaryota, Viridiplantae, Streptophyta, Magnoliopsida, Asterales, Asteraceae. The record is from RefSeq and is a predicted model, not a curated record. The transcript has 6 exons. Bases 194 to 1894 code for a protein of 566 amino acids.
UUAUUAUAUUAUAUUAUAUAUUAUAUAUUAUAUAUAAAUAAAUAGAAUUUGGCAAUGAAUCGAUAUUGUAUGGUUUCUUCAAUCAUAGAGCUACGCAAAGGAUAUGGGUAAUGCCAGCCGCAACUGGCAGAUUUAAUUUUAGAGUGUUAUCAUAUUCCCUUAGAUUCAUUUUAUUUUGUUACCGGGAAGAAGAAUGAGCCUGCUGAAUAGAAGCCCCUCCGCCAUUGACAAAACAUUUAGUGCAACAGGAAAGGCAAAAAGUUUAAAUCCAGAUGCUGCAGAAUUUGUUCCAUUUGCUCUGAGAUCACCAUCUGGAAACACUAGUGCUGCAGACACAUCUUCAAGUUUUAGCAAUUUUGGUACUGCAACAACAGGGAAAUCAAUACUUGAUAGAUCAGAGUCAUCUGUGUCAAAUAAUUCAGAAGACGAGGCCCACCAGUUCUGGCGUCACCAACUACCUGAUGACAUCAUUCCCGACUUUAAUGCUGUUGGAGAAGAAGAAUCUCAAGGAAUCAAUAGCAUUUCAUUUUCAAAGUUGUCCAUAGCUGAUGUCAAUGGAACCUCAAGGUUUCUCCCAUCAAAUCAACGUGAGUUAUCACCUCGUCAAAUCAAUGGUCGCAGCCUUGCCGAGAACAUGAGAUAUUCACUUCCAGCGUAUGGCGGAAGUCCAUCUGCAGCUAAUGUUCAACAAAUGCGUGCUAAGCCAUGGGAUAUUCACGGUGAUCAGAUGCUUGCUGGUAUCAUAGAUGGGCCUCCCUACAGUGGUGAUUCCGCGCAAGGAAACCUCAAUGGCAUGCUUAAUGAACAGCAAAUGGAGGCCACAGAAAUAAAUUCCCUUGAGUUUUUGGCUUCCCAAUUUCCAGGUUUUGAAUUCGAAAGUCUGGCAGAGGUUUAUUAUGCUAACGGAUGUGACUUAAGUAUGACAAUUGAGAUGCUUACACAACUUGAGCUUCAGGUAGAUAAUGGGCUGAAUCAGAAUCUAAAGUCCAAGGCAUUGUCUGCUCCAAAUAUCAGUGCUCUGGAUUUUCCUGCACUCUCUCCUACAGAUAAUAAGAAUAAUGUGCCAACAUUCUCUCCACGUGAUCAGCAGCAGAGUCUUAAUUCUUAUCGUUCUUUGGAGAAGGAGUUACUCAUGUUCAAAUCAUCCUCUACUUCUCCAUCUUUAGGAGCUACAGAUUUUGCUUCUGCUGUUAGAAAACUGGCAUCACAAGAUUCGGGCAUAUGGAAGUAUGAUAAAAGCCCUUCCCCAAAUUCCACCAUUGGAUCAAGCAGAAGUUCCCAUGCCAGUGGUUAUGGUGGAGGUGGGAAUGGAAGGGCCAGUUAUGGGGAUAGGUUGGCCAACCGAAGUUCAAGCCGCUCUGCUCCUGUCUGGCUUGAAACUGGUGAUGCAGUCGCAAAUAUGUACUCGGAAAUGCGGGGUGAAGCUCGAGAUCAUGCACGCCUACGGAACACGUACUUUGAACAGGCACGGCAGGCUUACCUUGUUGGCCACAAGGCUUUAGCUAAGGAACUGAGUGUUAAGGGGCAAUUCCACAACAUGCAAAUGAAGGCUGCUCAUGAGAAGGCUCAAGAAUCAAUUUACUAUCAGAGGAAUACUGUUGGUCUAGAUAUGCAGGGCAACGGAAGAGGACAAGAAAGGAUAAUCGAUCUCCACGGCCUACAUGUUACUGAAGCCAUCCAUGUCUUAAAAAGAGAUCUCAUGACACUAAGGAACAUUGCUAGGUCAGCAAAUCAGCGGCUACAGGUGUACAUAUGUGUUGGAACGGGUCACCACACAAAAGGGACCCGCACUCCUGCAAGACUUCCUGUCGCAGUCCAAAGAUACCUCCUGGAGGAAGAAGGCCUUGACUACUCUGAACCCCAGCCGGGACUUCUCCGAGUUGUGCUAUAUUGAUCAAGGAGAUGAAGAAGUUUUUUUUGACACCAUAUAAACCAUAACCUCGUUAGCUGAAAUUUCAAGAAAAAAGAGCGACAAAAAAAAAAAAAAAAUGAAAUUCUUGUUUGUGUACAUGGAAGUAAGGGCAGAGAGAUUAGUGGGUAGUCUGAAAAACGGAAUUAAAUAGAAAUGUUAAUGAAAAGGGAAAGCAAUACUGUAUGUGUAUUAUAAAGGUGUAAUCAUCCAACAACAGAACCUUUUGUUAGGGAGAAUCUUGAUCAGUCACAAACAUCAGUGGCUGUUGUAUUUUUUUUAAUUUGAAGGUGUAGUGUAAGAUUCUUUGAUGUGA